GGAAGAGCAGUGCAAAAACAUUCUCGUUUACAAGUUGGAGACAGAUUGAUUAUGACCUUUCACAUGCUGGGAGUCCAUUGCCCUCCUGCAGGUCUAUGUCCUUAUCCCCUGGAAAGAGAAGAGGUUCGUCUGGGAUGUGAAGAUGCAGAUUCUUCAUCCUCAGUUGUCACAGAGGGCUAAGUAUAGUCAUCAAAACUCCACUUCCCUUGACAAUCUACAUCCAAAUGCAUAAGAUUAUAUCUAAGUGUAUACUUUCCAUCUUCAGUCCCUUUGGCAGGUUGUUGUAUAUUAUGUUUAAUACAUGUGCAAAAAACUCUAUAAAGAGAAAAUGUGAUAAACAAUUGUUUGCAAUAUUUUCGUCUACUACUGCUAAAUAAUUGUGAGUUUAAGUUGAAUAAUGGCACUACCAAUAUAGGUGUAUACAAUUAGGCUAUGCUAAGCUAAACAGGCUUAGCAAACAGAGCCUGUGCCUUAAGGCACUGUAAUAACAAAUCUUCUGCAUAAUUUCUCCAUAUAAAUAAAAAGUUUUGGCCCACUGUUCAUUGAAAUCUAAGAUGGUAGUGCAUUUAGAUGAAAUUCCAAUUUUAGUGUGCCACCCUUCUACAGUUUGUACCUCAUCAUAGCAUUGUAUUUCUGCAAAUAAAUUGCUAUGUGUAUCUGCACAGGUGAAUGACAGCAGUCUGGAGAAAGUAUCUCAUGAGAGGCUGUAGCCAUUUUGAAGAAUACAUCGGAUAUAGUCCACUUGAAGCUGGGAAAGCCCACAGGGUCUGCCUGUGAAAUGCGUAUGAGAUUCCUGAUAUUUCAAAUUCACUUUUUCUCAUGUAUAAUCACACUUUGUCAAUGAUCAACUACGGCGCUGUGGAGUACAAGUCUGGAUGGUCUUCCAUCUAUCCUGAGAAUUAUUCUUCUAUCUGUACACAUGAAAUAGUCAAAGACCAUUUAAAAAGGGAACCCAGGACAGUUGUACUCCACAAGGGAUCCACCGGCCUUGGCUUCAACAUAGUCGGGGGAGAAGAUGGUGAAGGCAUCUUUGUCUCCUUCAUCUUAUUAGGCGGACCAGCAGACCUUAGUGGAGAGUUGAGGCGGGGUGAUGAAAUCCUAUCUGUUAAUGGCAUUGACCUUCGUGGAGCCACACAUGAACAGGCAGCAGCUGCACUGAAGGGAGCCGGGCAGGUGGUCACCAUUGUUGCUCAGUACAAACCAGAAGAAUAUGGACAUUUUGAAGCCAAAAUCAAUGACCUUCGAGAACACAUGAUGAACCACAGUUUGUGCACUGAGUCGGGGUAUCUGCAAACCAAUCAGAAGAAAUCACUCUAUGUCAGGGCACUAUUUGACUAUGAGAAGUCAAAGGACAGUGGACUACCAAGCCAGGGGCUGAGUUUCAAGUAUGGUGAUAUCCUUCAUGUUACCAAUGCAUCAGAUGAUGAGUGGUGGCAAGCCUGCCGUGUCACCAGCCAUGGAGACAGCAAGGAGAUAGGAGUCAUUCCCAGCAAGAAAAGAGUGGAACGGAAGGAGCGGGCACGUCUAAAAACUGUGAAAUUUAAUGCCAGUGCAGGACUGUGUGAUUCAAAAGUGUCAUUCACUGACAAGCAAAAAAAAAAAUUCAGCUUUACACGAAAGCCCCCAUUCUGCAAGAACAAAGUUGCUGAACAGGAUGGCAGUGAUUCACAGCGAAGUCAAGAUGAUGCAAGACUAUCCUAUGAAUACGUGCUACGCCAAGAAGUUGAUUAUGCUAGACCUGUCAUCAUUCUUGGACCCAUGAAGGACAAAAUCAAUGAAGAUCUGAUUGGCGAGUUUCCGGACAAGUUUGGUUCUUGUGUCCCACACACCACAAGGCCAAAACGGAGCUAUGAGGUUGAUGGGCAAGACUAUCUCUUCGUGAUGUCCAGAGAGCAGAUGGAGAAAGACAUCCAAGAACACAAGUUCAUAGAAGCUGGACAAUACAAUGACAAUCUUUAUGGGACCAGUGUCCAGUCUGUAAAACAUGUAGCUGAGAGGGGCAAACACUGUAUUCUGGAUGUCUCUGGAAAUGCCAUUAAACGACUUCAAGUAGCACAGUUGCAUCCAAUAGCCAUCUUGAUAAAACCUAAGUCUGCUGAUUCAUUAAUGGACAUGAAUAAGAAAUUGACUGAGGAACAAGCGAAGAAGAUAUUUGAAAAGGCUGUGAAGCUGGAGAGGGAGUUUGGCGAAUUCUUUACAGCUCUGGUUCAAGGAGACACCUUAGAUGAUAUUUAUCACAAGUCUAAACAAGUCAUUGAUGAACAUUCAGGACCCUACGUCUGGAUUCCAUCAAAUGAAAAAUUAAAAUGACUCAUGACCUUGGAAGGCUGCUGGGAACAAGAUGCAAGCAGUCAUUUCUAAUCCUCUAAAACUGUCAGUUUUACUGUUACUCUUAUUUUAUUACAUUUUUUCCCUCCAUGACUUUUUUUGUUAAUGUCAC
This is a messenger RNA of Xiphophorus maculatus (southern platyfish), 2440 nucleotides long. RefSeq names its product disks large homolog 2-like (gene dlg2). Gene Ontology annotation, cellular component: neuron projection; neuromuscular junction; postsynaptic density membrane. The transcript has 15 exons. The coding region runs from base 820 to 2310 and encodes 496 amino acids. Gene Ontology annotation, molecular function: protein binding. The record is from RefSeq and is a predicted model, not a curated record. Gene Ontology annotation, biological process: chemical synaptic transmission. NCBI's taxonomy places the organism in Eukaryota, Metazoa, Chordata, Actinopteri, Cyprinodontiformes, Poeciliidae.